AUGGGUGGCGCUCACAGUCGCGACGAACUUCUCGACAGUUCCGAUUCGGAGUACGAGGAAAGUGAAAACGAAGCAAGUUACGAAGAUGCUAACGAAGGAAGUUCCGAGGGAAGAGUCAAAACUCCUUCAUCAAUCGAUGACGUUGAUGCCAAACUCAAAGCCCUCAAGCUCAAAUACUCCACUAAAAAUCCAAACCCUAACAAUGUUAAGCUUUAUCUCCAUAACUCUGUUGACUCCAAAUGGGAGAUUUACGAGAAAUUAACCACUUACUCGUUUGUUAAAACUUGUAGUGUUGAGGGGGAUAGUGAUGAGGAUGAGGAAGAUGAUGAUGGUGAAAAGGGUUUCUGGGUUUUGAAAGUUGGUUCUAAGAUUAGGUCAAAGGUUGGGGCGGAAAUGCAGUUGAAAACCCUAGUUGAUCAGCGUCGUGUGGAUUUUAUUGCGAAGGGUGUUUGGGCUAUGAGAUUCUUCACGGAGCAGCAUUAUGAAGCCUUUUUGGUUCAGUUUCAGAAUUGUACAUUUGAGAAUACGUAUGGAUUUGAGGCGAUUGAUGAGAAUAAGCUUAAGGUUUAUGGGAAGGAUUUUAUUGGGUGGGCGAAUCCUGAAGCGGCGGAUGAUUCCAUGUGGGAGGACGCUGAUGAUAGCUUCUCCAAGAGCCCUGCUUCAGCCACCCCGGUUCGGGCGAGUCAGGAUUUGACAGAGGAGUUUGAGGAGGCGGCAAAUGGUGGGAUUCAAAGUCUGGCGCUUGGUGCUCUAGACAACAGUUUUCUUGUUGGCGAAAAUGGUAUUCAAGUUGUGAAGAAUUUCGCACAUGGCAUUCACGGUAAAGGUGCUUUUGUGAAUUUUGGUGGUGGUUCUGCAUCUGCUUCGAAAUUGGUGCAAUCUACUCCCAAGAAAACGCUUCUCAUGAAAGCUGAAACCAGCAUGCUUCUGAUGAGUCCAUUGAAUGAAAGUAAGCUGCGUUCAACUGGGCUUCAUCAGUUUGAUAUUGAGACAGGGAAGGUUGUGACAGAAUGGAAAUUUGGUAAGGAUGGUACUGAGAUUACGAUGAGAGAUAUCACAAAUGAUAGUAAAAGUUCUCAGUUAGAUCCUUCUGGUUCAACUUUUCUCGGAUUGGAUGAUAAUAGGCUUUGUAGGUGGGAUAUGCGUGACCGUCAUGGAAUAGUUCAGGAUCUUGCUGAUUCUAACUCCAAUAUGAGUACACCUGUGUUGAAUUGGGCACAAGGUCAUCAAUUCUCCAGGGGGACAAACUUUCAAUGCUUUGCUACAACUGGUGAUGGUUCUGUUGUUGUUGGCUCACUUGAUGGGAAGAUUCGGUUGUAUUCAAUUAACUCUAUGAGGCAGGCGAAAACCGCAUUUCCUGGACUUGGCUCUCCGGUUACUCAUGUGGAUGUUACUUUUGAUGGAAAAUGGAUUGUGGGAACAACAGAUACUUACUUGGUUGUUAUCUGUACUCUCUUUACCGAUAAAGAUGGAAACAGUAAAACUGGUUUUGCUGGAAGAAUGGGAAAUAGGAUUGCUGCUCCAAGGUUACUCAAGCUCAACCCUCUCGAUUCGCAUUUAGCUGGAGUCAAUAAUAAAUUCCACAGUGCUCAGUUUUCCUGGGUGACAGAGAAUGGGAGGCAGGAGCGUCACAUAGUAGCGACAGUGGGGAAGUUUAGUGUGAUAUGGAACUUCCAACAAGUCAAGGAUGGUUCUCAUGAGUGCUACCGCAGCCAACAGGGUCUAAAGAGCUGCUACUGCUACAAGAUAGUCCUCAGGGAUGAUUCCAUUGUUGAGAGCCGAUUCAUGCACGACAAGUUUGCAGUCACUGAUUCUCCUGAGGCUCCCUUGGUUAUAGCCACACCAAUGAAAGUUAGUUCGUUCAGCUUAUCCAACAGGCGAUAA
Lathyrus sativus (Indian pea) is the source of this 1884-nucleotide messenger RNA. Lineage: Eukaryota; Viridiplantae; Streptophyta; Magnoliopsida; Fabales; Fabaceae. The record is from the annotation of a GenBank genome assembly.